UUACAAAAUGGCGACUAAAGUUAUUGGCAGGUGCUUGUCAAAAGUGCUUUGAUGGAUAUCUUGGUGUAGAAGACAUCAGCUUAAGGGGAUGGUGAUAAAACAAUAUGGAUAAAAACAAACCCCCAUCCAUUGAAGAAGUCCGACAAAGGCGACUGGCAUACUUCCAAAACACUUCCCACGAAGCUGACCCUGCGGCUGGUCAGGAUUCAGACAAACAACAGAAACAUGGACCAGGCGAUAAAAUUCGCAAUAAAACAGGAUCAGAGAGUUUCAAUAACUUGGGAGAACAUGAUUCUCUCAAUAAGCAGGCUUCUGUGCCAAAUACAAGAUCUACGAAGGGUGUCAGGACCCUUAGAACAGGACCAGAGAAUUCCAAUUUGUUGGGACAACAUGAUUCUCUCACUAAGCAGGCUCCUAUGCCAAAUACAAGAUCUACGAAAGGUUUGAAGACCAGAGUUAGGCAGGAUGGUGGAAAUGGGCAGCCUGGUAAAAAGUACUCUGGUACAAGGACAACUCAAGCAGCUUCUACUGCUGCUGCUGCUGCAGAUGAUGACAUGUUGUCAAAGGACUGGAAUUCGCAUGUGGAACAUUUAUUUAGAAAAGGGCAUCAGACUGGCCAGGAAACAAAGACAUUGUCUAGAGACAAUUCUCAGGAACUGUUGCGAGAAUCUCAAGAUCUUGAUGCCAUGUCAAUGUUUAAGAGUGAGGUUGAUUGCCAGGACCUAGGUCUUUCUACACAUAGGCCUGACUCUGACCGGCCCAGCUUGGACAGGAAUCAGAAUAACAAUGCAGAUUUGAUGGAAAAUAGUCUUUCACAGGAAAUGAAAAAUUUGUUAGGGGCGAGCAAGUAUCAAGAAUUUGUUGAAAAAUCUGUAAAAGAUAUUAAUGAACUUUAUCAGAACAAGACCACGGAGACUUCACCGCAUCUGAUCAGAUCUUUGAUAGAAGAACAAACAGAUGUAGAGCACGAGAAGGAAGAGGCCAGCCAUGGUCGACCUGAGACAGGUGGACAUAUGAAUAACCAUGUUCAGUCUCGCUCACCAAGGCAUAGGCUUAAUAGACCUAGAAAAGAGCCAGUUCACAUUCAGAACCUUGUUGCCAAAACAAAACAAGACUUGGAACUUGAAGGAUCAGAAUCCUUACCUUCCAGUGCGAAAAACUAUGAACAAAUAACUGUUGCUCCAAAAGUGACAUUUUCAGCAGAUGAAAUUUACCGCCAAGCUUAUGGUUCAUCUGGUAGUCAAUUACAGCGAGGAAUGCCAAUCCAAGCUAUGUCAUACAACCAGACUAUGCCCUUUCAUCCAGCCAUGAUGAUGAACAUGCCAUCAGGGAGUUUCCAGGCACCCUCAGUCGGGUUUCAGUCACCUCAGGGGGCUUUCCAGCCACCCCAUGGAGGUUUUCAGUCACCCCAUGGACAUUUUCCUCCUGAUUUUACACAGCCUCCCCCAGGAAUGCAUGGACAGCCUAACCCAGGAAUGCAUGGGCAGCCUACCCCAGGAAUGCAUGGGCAGCCUCCCCCAGGAAUGCAUGGACAGCCCACCCAAGGAAUGCAUGGGCAGCCUACCCCAGGAAUGCAUGGGCAGCCUACCCCAGGAAUGCACGGGCAGCCUACCCAAGGAAUGCAUGGGCAGCCUCCAGGACCCUACAUGUAUGGUGGUCAGCCUGACAUGUUUACCCCCCGAACUCCGACAACCCCCACCCCGGCCUCCCCCCACCCUAUGUUCUAUCAGCCCUACAUGACUGAUCCUGGCUUCCAUGGAGGUUACCAAGGCUAUACUAACAUGUAUCAAUCGCAACCAUUCUCCCCUCCAGCAUACAAUACCCAGUAUGCCAACUAUGUCCCUCCCGUCCAUGUCCCCCACCCCCCUCCCCAACCCCCAUCAGGCAAUGCUCAGCAGCCCCCGGGAGUGUACUACCCACCACAGGUCGUCCCCACAGUGCCACACCCACCCCACCCUCCUAAUUCACCUCCUGCUGAGGUGCUGUUGCAGACCCAGAAUACCGCAAAAGAUAAGUCGUCUAAGAAUGUUGAGAGGGCUAAAGCUCGAGACAGGGACAAGCUACAACGCAAGAAGGUGGAAGAUGAAAGAGAAGAGGGGACCCCUGCUCCAGAUAGACACAUAGAAGCCAUCAGGAUACACCAUGAACAAAGACGCCAGAUGCAAGAAGACAAAAUGAAUGAAGUUUUUCACAUGGAGAAACAGAAGAAGUUUGCUCAGGCAUCUUUAGACAGGUACUUCUCUUCCUUGGAAAACAUAUACAGGCCACCCACCUCCCCUCAAGGCAGUCUCCCACAGACUGAAGAGGAGGCUGAGGAAACCCCAGAUGAAGAACCUGAAGAUGGAGAAGCAGUUGAUGAUGCUGGGGAUGAAGAUGCAGUUGAUGAAGACGCCUUCACUAGCGUCACUGCCACCAGUGUCAAGGCUGGUGGAAUCACGGACAGACUUGAAAGACUUGGGAUAGAUGUUGCUCACAUCAAGUCCAAGGAUGCUGUUAACGAAGGUGACGAGGAUGACAAGCAGAAGAAGCGCAAGAAGGUGAAGGUCUGUCCUGCAUGUGCGUCCUGGAACAAGGAAUACAUGUCUUGGUGUGCUGACUGUGGGGAAAUAUUGAUCGGGGUGGAGUCCAUUGUAGCAAAGAGGAAGGAGAGAAGAAAGGAUAACGCAGACAGGAAGGACAGAACAGAACAUGUGGAGGUUAAAUCUGAAAACCCCACUGAGCAAGCAGGUCCUACAGUGUCUACACGAAAAAGCAUUUCCAUUUCGCCCGAGAUCCUGUCCUAUCGACACGACACAGAUAUGAAGGUGAGUGUGACGAAGCCAGCCCAGGUGGAUAGUCACAUGAAACAGCUGGAGCGAGUCAAGCGAGAGAUGGCAAUACCAACCACAGGCUCAGGUGCUACUGGUAAUUAUAUCCGAUCUCCUAAAGAAAUUAAUGAUCUUUGUGAAGUUAUCAGUGAUCCAGUAAUCAGAGGCUUCAUCAAAAACUAUUUCAGUAGAAAAGCCAAAGCCGAUGAUGACGUUGAAGCCGAAACAAGUGAUGGGAAGGAACAGGAGGUUGAUGUAGUAACACCCAAGGCUGAUGUUGAACCUGAUCUCUCAGAUGGCGAGGUUAUUCUUAACCUCCAAUCAUCCGAAAGCUUUGACUCUCCACCACCCAAGCAUCAAAAGAGCAGAAGCAACAAAUACAAGAACCACGGCGAUAUAGAUGUCGAGAUUUUUGACAUCCAAGACAGCCGGGAGUCUCGAACAGCCAGCCGCAAUGCCCCGGUGGUUCCAUGUCUCGACCUCCAUGACAGUAGUGAUGACGAGGAGGUCAUUAAAGCAAGGAGGCUGGCAAUGAAAACUAUGCCAAUCAGCUUCUCCAUUGAUACAGAUGACUGGUCUUCUGUGAACGAAUCACAGCAACUCAAUCCUGCUGAAGAAAGCCCAGAUCUCCCUCUUGAAGCACUUCCAGAAACGGAUGGUCUGGGGACCCCAGGGGGAGAUAACUCGGACGAAGGAAAUCCUUCACAGGACCCCUGUUUCCUUGCCCAUAUCCUUGCCAUGAGAAACAAUUCCAGCAGGUCAGAACGCCAGCGUCCUCAAAGUGCAGAUCUUCUUGACAGGAAGAGAAUGACUCAGAGUAUUGUGCGAGAGUCUAUUGAAGCCAAGCCCUACCAGCGGCACUGGGAAAAGUCGAGUAUUGCAUGGUCAUCGUUUCACCCCCGGGAGCUGAGCACGAGGUCCUCAAUGAAGAACUUCAUGAUGCAGGACCCCCGAGUGAAGUGUUCCACCAGCACGGAGAACAUGGCGACAGCAGAGACACGGAGGCCUGAUGGAAGGGGUGCGGCGCAGACGCACAAAAAGUCAAGACCAGCAAGUGCAGACCUGUAUCGGAGGAAAGUGCAAUCCAGUAUGCGGCCCGCAAGUGCCCAGGUGAGAGGGAACCACCAGCCCCGGGUGAGGGACACUGAUCCCCCUAACCUCAGCCCCUCACAGACCAGCGUCAUUGCCCACAGACUGCCCCAGGAGGACCAUCAGCCACCCAUGGCCAGGACACUGCAGGGCCCCUCCGCUGCCAUCACUGCCUACAACAUGUACAUGGAGAUGACACCACGUAUAGAGGAGGGGGAGUUCUCCAAGUGGCAGUGUCUGCCGGAUGAGAUCUGGCUCUACAUCUUCUCCUUCCUACCACAUAGUGACCUUGCCCGGAUGGCGCGAGCCUGCAAACAGUUCUGUCGCAUCUCUGUGGAUGACAGCCUCUGGAAGCACAUCACUGUGAAGAAGAACCAUGCUAUUUGUGAUCAGUGGCUGUCCCAGAUCGCCAUGAGGCACCCAGUCUCACUGGCACUCAUCCAGUGUCACGGCGACAACGUCACAGGUAGAGGCCUACGAGAGCUCUUCAGGGAAUGUACAGACAAUCUGAAGGAGCUGAACUUCAGUCGGUGCAGUCGUGGAGGUCUGACCGGUGACAGCAUCUUGCUACACGCCUCGGCGCGGUGUCGUCACCUGACACACGUCGACGCUAGCUGGUGUCAUGUCACCGAUAAUGGCCUCACAGCUCUGUCGGAGAGUGCACACAGGCUGGAGUCGCUGUGUCUGAAUGGCUGCCAGAUGCUGUCUGAUGAGGGUGUGGAGACAGUCAUCAAGAAGCACGGAUCCAGUCUUCGAGUGCUGGAGCUGUUCGGCUGCUUCAACCUGACUCCACGCUGCAUCCGCUGCAUCGCCACCCACUGCACCAACCUCCUCACCAUCAACCUCGGACAAUGCUUCCGGCUGACCGAUUCCUCCAUCACACACCUGUCUGCCAGCCUGGGACGAGUGGAGAACCUUGACCUUCGGGGGUGUAAGCAGAUACGGGAUAACUGUAUAAGGAAGAUAGUGCGGAACUGUCCUCGCCUGAAGACAAUCAUCAUUGCCAACUGCCCCCAUGUGUCAGAUGCAGCUCUUGUCGAGAUAGCCACAUACUCAAUGGAUGUGCGGAGUCUGGACAUCUGUGGAUGUCGCAAUGUGACGGAUCACAGCAUCCGGACCCUGUCAAACAACUGCCAGCGACUCACCCAGCUGGACAUCAGCUCAUCUGGGUGUUCUCACCGCAGUGUGACGCUUCUGGCCAGCUACUGCAACCGCAACCUGGAGACGUUGAAGCUCAACUUCCUUGCUGACAUCACCGAGGUCUGCCUACAGAAACUGGUAAAGAACUGCAAGAAAUUGAAGACACUUCACCUGUAUGGCUGCACCAGUGUCCGGAGUAUCGACAAACUCAAGCAGCUUUGUCCCUUCCUCCAUGUGGAGAUGUGAUCACUCGGACAAUCAGUGCAACAUGGGAUGUUUACUGCUGAACAUAGGAUGUUUAUUAUUGGAAUCUGAUGUUAAUUUCAGAUGUUAACUGAUGAACAUAGUAUGUUUAUUAUUGGAAUCUGAUGUUAAUUUCAGAUGGUAACUGAAGAACAACUGAUGUUUAUUAUUGGAAUCUGAUGUUAAUUUCAGCUGGUGUUAAAUGAUGAAUUAUUGAUGUUAACUUAUGAACAGCUGAUGUUGACAGCUGAUGUUAACUGAUGAACACAUUAUGUUAACUGAUGACGACCAGUGAAGUAAUGAAGACCUGGAACAUGUGUUAAAUGACUGUGUGCCUUUGGACUGUUAGAUGACCUGGUCAUCAAAAGCAUGCUGGGGUAAAUGAGAGUGAUAGACCUCAGAAAACGGAAUGGGAUUUACAGUAUUUAUUCCUUGAAGGAAGAUCAUCUCAAGAAAUUUAUAUGCAACAUACUAACAAAAUGCUUCUGUCCAGCGUAGGACAUUUAUCAAAUUUUGUUAGUAUUGAAUUACUUUGACAUUAUCAGGAUACAAAGUUAUCCUUGGCUGUGAAAUAUUGAACUUUUUCUUCUUAAUGUGUUUUGCAGUGUAUGUUUUAUAGGUGAUAUUUACGAAUAUAUCAAAUACUCACUGUAAAUACAUAGGUGACAAAACAAAACAAUCAUGUAUAUGAAUAUGGAAGUAUGUGCUUAUUAAGAUCAGGAAUAUAAACCUUCUAUAACUUACCACUGAAACAUGGACGUAUCGAAUAUAGGCAUGAUAGGAGACUUCCCUUUGACGCUGAACUUAUUUCUGUGAAAUUUGAUCAAAACUGCCACAUUUAGCAAAUUAGGUAUGUUUUUCUUUUAACAUCUGCCUUAAUCGGAAUGUCAUAUUAUGAAGUGGCAAUAUUAGGCUUAAAAAAUAAAAGAAUUGGUUCUCAAGCAAUGACUUUUGAAAAUAUAGUGUGGGCGGGCGGUGUUUUUGUGUCUGUUUUUUUAGCUUGUUCAAACUAGUAGGUAACCAAAUAAGGCAAAGGGCCUCCAUACAUUAACAAGCAUACAAACUCCUAUUGCUGCCAUGACCAUAACACAUGAUGCGCAGUAAAGCAGUGCGCAUGUACGGGGAAGUAACGGCACACUGUUUUUGAUCACAUUGUUAUUAAGUAUUAGGAUUUUUUAUUUGUUUUUGAAAAUAGAAAUAAAAACGAAACGUGCGUCAGACUUUAUGAUGAUGCGGGUGAUGCCUGAGAACCAAGAGUAUUAUUGUUACUGCCUUAUGGCAAUAUCUUUAUUAAGUGACAGGUGAUGGGGCAAUCUAGUGUUUAAAGUGUUGCUCAUCAUGUCAAAGGUUCAGGUUUGAUUCCACACAUCUGUACAAUGUGGGAGUCCAGUUCUGCCGUAAUGUUGCUGGAAUAUUGCUGAAUGUGGUGUAAAACUCUACUUACUUGCUGUUGUCAUUCAGUGAAUGACAUUUCAAGACAUCCCAGUCUAAAACAUCCCAUCUUCCCGAGGCACUAUAAAAGUCCAGUUUCCACCCUUGCCGAACAAGGCUGGAAUUCCGGAGUUACAGUUUGGCCUGACUAACGAGUCUAUGCAUAGUCCUAUAAAAAUCGUGUAACGAACUAGACAUCCAG
Molecule: messenger RNA, 6912 nt
Organism: Haliotis rufescens (red abalone)
Lineage: Eukaryota; Metazoa; Mollusca; Gastropoda; Lepetellida; Haliotidae
Exons: 15
Coding region: 105-5282 (1725 amino acids)
Biological process (GO): SCF-dependent proteasomal ubiquitin-dependent protein catabolic process
Cellular component (GO): SCF ubiquitin ligase complex
Molecular function (GO): protein binding
Source: RefSeq, a predicted model, not a curated record